UUAGCCUCACAAACUUUGCGCACGCAGGGGAAUUUUUUUUUCUUUUUCUUUUUCGGUCUGUCCUACCUUGCACUCGAAAUCAUCAUAACCAGCAAACAGCAGCCUGCCAGAUACAGAGGUGGCCACCGAGGUGAUACCGCACAGGAUCGACUCGGACUAUCAAGCCACAUUAGUAUUGAUAAGUUGCAAAUUUAGACAAGACAGGGUUCGCUGCUCACCCCAUAAAAGUUCAAUUCCCUGUCGGCACGGAUGUCGAAUAAUCGGCAGGUGGCAUCAUCGGAACCUGUUACAAAAGAGUGGCCGUCGGGGAAAAACUGGAUGGCGUUGAUGUCGGAUUCGUGACCGGCAAACGUCUGCACGGCCUUGCCGGCGCGGAUAUCCCAAAGCUUAGCGAAGGCGUCGCAGGCACCCGAGAUGAAAGUGUUUUGGUUUGUUGGGUUCAAGCUGAUGCUCAUGACAUCUCCCAAGUGGUCGGCGAAUUCGACCACCUUUGUGCCCGUCUCGAUGUCCCACUUCAUGCAAGUCAUGUCGCCCGACGAGGUGAGGAUGCUCCGGUCGUUGAUGAAACGGCAGCAGGAAAGAUAGCCGGCGUGGCCCGACAGUUCCCUGGCGACGCGCGUGGGCCCGUCACGGCUCUGGUUGAGGUUGUAGAUGGAGCAGAUGUUGUCGAGACCACCGCAGGCGACGUAGUUGCCGCUCGGGGCGUAGGCGCAGGUCAUGACCCAUGAUGAUCGGAGGGGGAUGGCGUGCACCUUGUUUGUUGUGUAGGCGUCCCAGAUGAUGAGCUUGCCGUCUUGUGAAGCAGAAACGAGGUGUCUUCGGUCGGUCGACCAGUGCAUCGCAUAGAUCUUUGCGAGAUGGCCCUUCAGUGUUCUCUUCGUCCUCAUCAGCUGGUUCUUUGGGAUCUGCUCGUGGGCCUGGGCGGCGACGGCGCGGACUAGAGGUGGCAAACAUGAUGGCGUAAGCAGCAGUUCAUUCAAUCGCACAAAGGGGGGCGCGGCGAUGGCGGCGACGGUGUCGGGAGACACAGUCGGCAAUCAAUGGGCGACGGAUGAACAAAAUGUCAUUCAUUUACUCACGCGUCGUGUCGGCCAACUCCUCCUUCUUUCUCUUGAUUCUGUCCUUGAGAGUCUCAGCCUCGCGACGCGCCUGCUGGAUGCGUGCCUGCAUCGCCUCGGGCGAUACAUCGUUCGGUCGGCCUGGAUCCAUCUCUGCGGUGCUUUGCGGUGGUGGUCAAUCGUCUCUGCAAUGGGGCGGGGGGCCGAUUGACGAAUGGGCGCGCGCGGGUGGUGGCAGUCGACGACGAUUGUCGAUGUCGGCAGGAUUGAGACAGCAGGUGCUAGUUUGAAGGUUAGGGUGUGGUUGAAUGGAUGCAGGAGUUCUCUUGGGGAAGAAUGCGAGCUCCAGGGGUGGGUGUGCCGGGCCAGUAAAACAGCUAGGCAAGGGCCCGACGCUGCUGAAUGAAAUGACUAUCGGAAAGCAAGUGGAGAGAGAGGGGGGGAGAGGCGAGCAAGAAGGGAGGCCCAAGCAGAGCAGAGCAGAGCAGACAAGACAAGACAAGACAAGACAAGACUACCGAUCGCAACACUGGGGUUGCAAUUCGCGAGAUUCCCUUCCAGAGAAUAGAAAAUUGUCAAGUUUGGUCAACAAUGGAGGUCGGGGCCAGGAAAAGGAGGGAGAGGAAGAAAAAAAAGAAGGGCAGCUCUCGGCUGGCUGGCGGACGGGAGGGUGACCGGCCAGUUUUGCGAUUAUUACCCAGCGCAACCUAGUCGUGUCUGGAUUGGGAAGGGGGGCAGUGGUGGGUGAAUCGACACCCUUGCACAGCGCCGUGGUGCUGGAACUGACUGCACUGCAGACCGCACUGGCCACGGACGUUGUUGAAGACUGAUGAUAGAAAUGGAUAUCAGUUGUAAUCAGACACUGCUGCUAUCAUUGGCCAGGAGUCUAGGUAUUGCAGGUAGAUUUUGAUAUACUACUCCGUAGGUAUUUUGGAGUCUUUUGACCACGGAGCCAAGCGAGGUGCAUUCGGGUCCAGUGUCCGCCCAGUGCAGGCGGCAGCAGCAGCCAGUGGUAUCUUGCAAUGUAAUCUGCGGGAGCUUUUGGAAGCGACAUGCACGGCAGCAGCAGCAGCAGCAGCAACAACACCAGGCAUCCGGCCGGGACGGUAUUUGCAAAGAACAAUAUCUCUGUAUCCGUAGCAAUGCCAGUGCCGGUCGGUAGCUCUCUCUCUCUCGAUCGUCCGGCGCGAACUGCAGGCUUUGAAUUAAAGGUGGACUGGGUGGAGGAUCCUAAGCUGCGGGAUCGAACGAGCGACAAGGAGAAGGGGAGCUCUGUCCUGGUGGGGCCCAUGCACCGACUUGGGCUUUCUCCUGCAGCCCGGACAUUAGCUGUGCACGGGCCAUUUCCAAUCUGCUUGUAAGGUCCUCUUUUCUCUCUAUCUUGAAUUUCAAUUUUCUACAGAUAGAGAUACGAUCAUCUGGAACACAGUGAGUUUUGUUCCUAACCCACCCAGAUAAUGCUGUGCCCCCAACUCCACGCCAAUCAAGUCAAUCGACAGGAUAACUGUCCCUCUCCUCCGAGCGCCCGAGUCACCCAACCCGCGCAUGGACGAUGGAAAAGGGGUUGCUUGAUAAUCUACCCUGGCCAUCCCCAAUGCAAAGUCGUGGCGCACGCGGUUUAACAUUGGCCGUGGGGAAUGGGGAUUGCAACAUCCGGGCUUCUCCCAGCCUGCCUUUCUCGGUCAAAUAACUUUUCUGCCACUGCGACUUCUCGAUAUGCCCAUGAUGCCUCACCUCACUCGGCCUACCGGCGCUGUCUGGUCUUGUCGGCAUCUCUUGGCGAGUCAUUACCGGGUGCUCUUCGAUUUCUUCCCUCGGUCCUUUUGAACUCUUUCGACAUGCUGCAGUGUACAAGGGAACUUUUGUAAAAUGUCAAGAAAGUGCCGGCUGGCAGUUGGCACAUAAAGCUGCAUAAUGUUCUAGAUAGAUCGGCAUUCCUCCAAAUGUGGCACCCGUCACGGAAUCACCACCCGCUCGGCACCACCCGGGAUCCGUACGGGGCCGCUGAGUGCGGAGGCGCUGCUGCUGAUCAUUGUGUACCUGGCUUGGCACCGACCUCGAUGUUGAACUCGUGAUAACUUCACCUACCACGCCGUGGGCAGCAGCCCAGGUAAUAAUGCACGCAUAAUAUAGUGGCACUGCUCAACAGAAUCAUCAAUCAACCCAAUUAAUGCCUGACGUUCAAAAGCACCUCACCCUCUUCGACAGCACAGCCUGCCCCAUAUCCAACUUUGAGCAGCCCUCAGUGACUUCCACAACAACCCCUCCCCCCCAAACUCUCACAAGAUGGACUUCAUCUCCCUCCCCAAAAUAGAGCUCCACGCCCACCUCUCUGGCUCCAUCUCCCGCCAAACCCUCCACGAAAUCUGGUCCCAAAAGCCAUCCUCCUCCUCCUCCUCCUCCUCCUCCCUCCCCGACCCCCUGGUCGAAAUGCCCCCAGGCAAACACGACUACGACCUCCGAACCUUCUUCCCCCUCUUCACCUCCUACAUCUACACCCUCAUCUCCGACCUCCCCUCCCUCCGCCACUCCACCCUCUCCGUCCUCCGCGACUUCCAGUCCGACGGCGUCGUCUAUCUCGAACUCCGCACCACACCCCGCGCCAUCCCUUCCGCCAACAUCACCAAGCACCUCUACGUCCAGACCAUCCUCGACUGCAUCGCCGAAUUCGAGGCCGGGGAAGGGUGCACCCUCCGGACAAAGCUGAUCCUCUCAGUCGACCGGAGGAACACCCUCGCCCAAGCGGAGGAGGUGCUAGAGCUCUGCAGGCAGUUUAAGGGGAGGGGCGUGGUGGGGAUCGAUCUGUGUGGGGAUCCCGCUGUGGUUGACAACCUCAGAUCUUUCACGCCCGUGUUCCGACAGGCGGAAAAGGAAGGGUUGAAGGUCACGCUUCAUUUUGCCGAGGCCGAGGUUUCUGGGACGGAGGAGGAGUUGGACUUGCUGCUGGGCUGGGGGCCGGAGAGGUUGGGGCAUGUGAUUCAUUUGGGCGAGGGGGUUAAGCAGAAAGUGAGGGAGAGGAGGGGGGUGGGGUUGGAGUUGUGUCUGAGUUGUAAUGUUCAUGCUGGUAUGGUUCGUGGGGGGUUUGAGGGGCAUCACUUUGGGGAGUGGUGGAAGGUGGAAGGGGUGGUUGUUGUUUUAGGUACCGACGACGUGGGCGUCUUUGGCAGCCCACUGUCCAACGAAUACGCCCUGGUGGCCAAACACUUUGGCCUGGGCCGUCGGGAGAUAUGCAACCUCGCCCGAAAAGGCAUCGACGUCAUCUUUGGCGGCGAGGAAGAAAAGGAAAGGCUUCGAAAGAUAAUGUGGACCGAGUAGGUAACACUGCACCCAUCAACUACUCCAUUCCAAACCUAGCAAACCCCCCAAUCUAUGUCUAUGUGCACCCUUCUACCUGCCCUCCC
This is a messenger RNA of Podospora pseudocomata, 4459 nucleotides long. RefSeq lists its product as uncharacterized. The record is from RefSeq and is a predicted model, not a curated record. The transcript is spliced from 4 exons. Bases 3345 to 4373 code for a protein of 342 amino acids. NCBI's taxonomy places the organism in Eukaryota, Fungi, Ascomycota, Sordariomycetes, Sordariales, Podosporaceae. Gene Ontology annotation, biological process: adenosine catabolic process; inosine biosynthetic process. Gene Ontology annotation, molecular function: adenosine deaminase activity.